Messenger RNA from Drosophila sulfurigaster albostrigata, 774 nucleotides. RefSeq lists its product as uncharacterized. The record is from RefSeq and is a predicted model, not a curated record. Bases 1 to 774 code for a protein of 257 amino acids. The transcript is spliced from 2 exons. NCBI's taxonomy places the organism in Eukaryota, Metazoa, Arthropoda, Insecta, Diptera, Drosophilidae.
AUGGAUAAGCAAGACGGAGUCAUUGAGCAGAGCAUUGUGAUAUUCCUAUCCGAUCACGGUUCACGGUACGGAUAUUUAUCAGACUGCAGCAGCGGAUUUCUCGAGGAACGCUUGCCCACAAUGUUCAUAUACUUGCCGCCCUGGUUUCGAGCCCAGUAUCCCCAAUAUGCCGAGGCACUGGAGAUGAAUCGAAAUCGUCUCACAUCCAAUUUUGAUCUGCACAAUACACUGAAACACAUUGCUGAACUAGGACAGCCGCCAAAUUCACCACCAUUGCCACGGGCCAAUGAUUGUCCCAAGUGCCAGUCGCUCUUCCAGCCGGUGAGCAGAGAUCGCGAAUGUAAAGAGGCUGCUAUUCCGGAGCACUAUUGCACCUGUGAGCCCUACAAAAGGAUCGGGUUCGCUUGGAGCGAUCGCAUUUCACUUGGUGUUAUCGAUCGUAUAAACGAUUAUUUGUAUGCCAAAAAUUUUAGCAGUAUUUGCGCGAAUCUCACUUUGAGCUACAUCCAUAAGACGGAAAUUAAACUAGGUCUCGAUAUUAGUUUCCAUGAGGAAAUUCCAAAAAUUGAUCUAGGUUAUUAUCGUGUUAAGUUUAAGGUACAACAGAAUGGCGCCGAUUUCAUGGCCACCGUUUUAUACAAUAAUGUCACCAAUUAUGUGGAUGUCGAUGUGGAGAAAAUCAGCAGAACCAAUUCCUAUGAGGAGAGCGCCACAUGCAUUUCACACAAGCUCGCCAAAUUGUAUUGCAUUUGCAAGUCGCUGCAGAAGUCGUGA